This is a messenger RNA of Molossus molossus (Pallas's mastiff bat), 4686 nucleotides long. It is a transcript of the gene HEXA, whose product is annotated as hexosaminidase subunit alpha. Gene Ontology annotation, biological process: ganglioside catabolic process; carbohydrate metabolic process; glycosaminoglycan metabolic process. The transcript has 14 exons. Gene Ontology annotation, cellular component: membrane. The record is from RefSeq and is a predicted model, not a curated record. Gene Ontology annotation, molecular function: beta-N-acetylhexosaminidase activity. NCBI's taxonomy places the organism in Eukaryota, Metazoa, Chordata, Mammalia, Chiroptera, Molossidae. The coding region runs from base 1195 to 2202 and encodes 335 amino acids.
GGCACUCCACCUCAGAUGAGUUUCCUCCUCAACUCAUCUGCUGCCUCCAGCAACUUUUUGUGCAUUUCCAGCAGCCAUGGAGCACAGGAGCCCAUGAUGCCAUCCUUGGCAGACUUGAGGAUGGACUCUGACAAGGGUGCCGCACCAUGGCUCCCUACAGCCCAUACUCUGCUGUGACGCUGUUCCGACUUCAACCCUUCUCUUGCUUCCUCCACUUGGCUCUGCAGUUCUGGAACCAGACCUAAACAUGGGGAGAGGAAAUGAUUGGAAGACUGGCCGUGUAGUGAAGCAAGUGUUCUGGAGCCUAAAGGAACUCAGGUCUGCAUUCUGGCCGCUAAGCAUCAGGUUCCCCCUCUGUAUCCUGUCUUCUGGCAGCUCAGUUUUCAUGGCCAGCAUCUCCCAAGCACAGACGUCUGGAUAGGGGGCCUCGUUGAGUGCCUUCUCUAGCUCCCCUAGGUGGUAGGAGGAAAAGAUUGUCCUGUGUCACUGCUUCUUCCAUUUCUUGGUCUGGUUUUAAGCUGAUUUGGACAUUUUUCGGUCGCUGGAGGAAACAUCUUCAGAAUCCGAGCUGGCCGACUGGCUGGUGUCCAGCCGCCCCGAUGCUCUGCCCAGCAGCCGCAAGUCGACGCUCUGAGAGUUGGACAGCACUUCCAGGAAGGCGGGCUGCACAUACAAGCCCGGGAGGCCCCCGGACCCCAGCAGCCCCAUGCUGCCCACUCAUGCGAGACUGAGCAAGGAGCUCGCUGCCAGCAAGUGCCCGGAGGCCAGGCCAUCGAGGGUUGCCUGCAAGUGGGAUCUGGGGAGCUCCUUGUUCAGGCCUAGGAUCUCCGGAAUGCCGAACCCAGUGCACCUGGCCGGAGUGCUCCGCGAGAAAAACAGAAAACACUGGAGAAGCGUUCAUUGGUUAUCCUUGUGGUCACUCCUGGAUGUGACCAGCUUCCUUCUUUGGAGUCACUGGAGAAUUACACCCUGACCAUAAACAAUGAGCAGUGUUUCCUCCUGUCCGAGACUGUCUGGGGAGCUCUCCGAGGGCUGGAGACCUUUAGCCAGCUUGUUUGGAGAUCUCCUGAGGGCACAUUCUUUAUCAACAAGACGGAGAUUGAGGACUUUCCUCGCUUCCCUCACCGGGGCUUGUUGUUGGAUACAUCUCGGCAUUACCUCCCGCUGCCUACCAUCCUGAACACUCUGGAUGUCAUGGCAUACAAUAAAUUCAAUGUGUUCCACUGGCAUCUGGUCGAUGACCCAUCCUUCCCAUAUGAGAGCUCCACUUUUCCAGAGCUCACCAGAAAGGGUUCCUACAACCCUGCCACCCACAUCUACACAGCACAGGAUGUGAAAGUGGUGAUUGAAUAUGCACGGCUUCGGGGUAUCCGUGUGUUGGCAGAAUUUGACACUCCUGGCCACACUCUGUCCUGGGGACGAGGUGUCUCUGGAUUACUGACUCCUUGCUACUCUGGGUCUCAACCCUCUGGUACCUUUGGACCAGUAAAUCCCAUUCUCAACAGUACCUAUGAGUUCAUGAACACAUUCUUCUUGGAGGUCAGCUCUGUCUUCCCGGAUUUUUAUCUUCACCUUGGAGGAGAUGAGGUUGAUUUUGCCUGCUGGAAGUCCAACCCAGAUAUCCAGGACUUUAUGAAGAAGAAAGGCUUUGGUAACGACUUCAAACAGCUGGAGUCCUUCUACAUCCAGACGCUGCUCGACAUUAUCACUGCCUAUGGCAAGGGCUACGUGGUGUGGCAGGAGGUGUUUGAUAAUAAAGUAAAGGUUCAGCCAGACACAAUCAUCCAGGUGUGGCGAGAAGAAAUACCAGUAAACUAUUUGAAGGAACUGGCACUGAUCACCGAAGCUGGCUUCCGGGUUCUGCUCUCUGCCCCCUGGUACCUGAACCGCAUAAAUUAUGGCCCUGACUGGGAGAACUUUUACAUGGUGGAGCCCCUGUCAUUUGAAGGUACUCCAGAGCAGAAGGCUCUCGUGAUUGGUGGAGAGGCCUGUAUGUGGGGAGAGUAUGUGGACAGCACAAACCUGGUCCCCAGGCUCUGGCCCAGAGCAGGGGCUGUUGCUGAGAGGCUGUGGAGCAACAAGGUGGUGACUAACUCGGAAUUUGCCCUUAAACGUUUGGCGCACUUCCGCUGUGAACUGCUGAGGCGAGGUGUCCAGGCCCAGCCCCUCAAUGUAGGCUACUGUGAACAGGAGUUUGAAUAAACCUGAGCAAGCAGCCCCAGGCACCGAGGAGGGGCUGGCGGGACCAGGCUCCUACUGCAUCCUGGCUUGGGGUCGGAGCCUCUUGCUCACGUGCCACUGUGCUGGAAAGAACAGGGCCAGUGCUGGUGUCCAAUAAAGAGUGAUGUGACAUUUUUCUAUAAUGAACAUGGAUUACCUGUGUUAAAAAUUGUGAGUGGCCCUUGGGGAGGGGCGCUGCCAGGACUGGCAUCUGCUCCUGAGCGUGGUGGGGCUCUGCAGGGCCCAGGCUGGUUGGGCUCAAUAUCUGCCCCUGGAGGGAUCUUGUAAGUUGAUGAUUGAGAAUGAAACCUAUAGUCUUUGUGCUGUCCUGCCUCUCCCACAUAGUCCAGAUACAUACCCCCAUCCUCUAGUUACUUCCCUCCAAGUAGGGAAGUUACUUAGACCUCCAAGGCUUCUAUAUACAGAAGAAGACAUUAUAGGGGUUCAAGGAAAUGCUGAGCAGUGACUGCAGACCCAGCCUGGUCACAGAAUAGCCCAUGCCCCGUGCAUACUCACACACUACCCUCCCCUAGAACUUCUGCUGUGGGUCUUGUUACUUCACUUUUAUGCAACUGUUACUUAAAUGUUAUAAAAUACAUAUUAUGGUAUUGGCACUGUAUAGUAGGUGUUGAAUAUGAAGGACUUGGUCCCAAGAGGCCCCCCAAAACCAGCAACUUCCAUUCUCCCACCCAUUUUCAGCCCAAUUACAUCAUUUCACAGAAUUGGUGGCACAGCUGAGACCAUAAGAAGAAAGGCCCUGGGGGUCCAGGAGGUGGGCGCAGGGCUCUUGAAGAGGGUCUUGCACAAGUGACCAGUGUUCCCUGGGAAAAAGUGACUCGUUGUGGACUCAGGCUGCCCUGGGGGGAUGGGGGGAUUCACGGUCAGAGAUGACAGUGCAGCCCAGAGGCUGGGGCAAGAGUGGACAGCAGCUGUUUUAGAUAAGGAUUUCUUUGACUUUCUUUUACCUGGUUCUUGGAUAAAAGGACAAUGGAGAGGUUCCCAGGCAUUUCUUUCGGAAAGUUUCCAGUCUGGUGGACUCAAGCUUGGAGAAGACAGGACUGAGAAGGGAUCUGAGUAAGAUUUAGUCCUUAAAUAGCAUCCUUCAAUCCCUCAAUCGUUCUACUUUGGGGACCUGAUUGGAGGUACACCAACCCUGCCUCCUUGUACUGUUUCAGUAGGGACAGUGGGCACCUUAUACCUGCAGAACUCUCUUGAGGAUGGGAUUUUCACACAGCCUGGAGUAGCCAUGCCCAGGGCUCUGGCCUAGAGAAACAUCACAUGCACCCGCCAGAGGAGCUCACUUAACUCCAUUACCCAGAGAAUCCUGUCGGGUGGCCUCAGGCAAGGACCCUGCAGGAGUGCUGCUAUACUUCAGUUGCCUCUGCUUCCUUGAUCAUAACUAACAUUGCAGUUGUUUGGAAGAAUGGUAAAUAAAAAGAUCAGCCAUUAAGUCAUCUCAAGUCAAUGAAGGAACAGACCAUGAAAACAUUUGUUAAAGCAGUAAGGGUUUAUGAUUUCUUAUUCUUGUAAGCAUUUUCUUUAAUGUUAUUCUUUUUAUAAUUUAAAAAAAGUCAGUGUGGCCUGAUCAAGACCUUCAAUGGUGGGAUGUGAUGUUUCCAGCCUUCACCUCUGCUCCUAUGGGCCCAGUGAUCAUGAGGGCAUUUACCCAAAGAUCGUCAGACCUCGAACUGCUGACCACAGCAACUGCCCAUUCUGUCCCAAUGCUUCCCCACCUCAGCUCCCUUCACCAGGGCUGUGGGCUUAGUGUCCCACCCUGCCUGUGUUCACUGGGCACCACCAGGGACGGAGAAGUGCCCAGACUUAUUUCCUGGUUCCAGUCAUCUUAGAGCACAAAGAGUCUGCCCCUCCUGUGAAUCUCCUAAGGAUGCAAGGCAGGCCUAGAGGGAAUACAAGUAAAGGGAAGACAUCCAGCCCCCCUCUCCCUGGUAGGAGUUGAGGCCACAUGCCAGGUACCCAUUCCUUCUUGGAAGCUGGUGUUUUCAGGUGCAUCUCAGUGGACUAGCACACACAUGAAUGGCACAGGACUUGGGCACGGGUGCUCCACAGCACUAGAGAUGGGUCAGCAAGGGAGUGAUGAAAGUCGAAUGAUACUGGGAAAGGGUUAAAAAAGGAUUAUAUGGGUAUAGACUGAAUUUAAGUGUCAUGCCUGUUGGCAACAUUAGCACUCUAAAGUUUAGAUUUUUAUGGUUUUUUCAAUUUCAUUUGUAAGAUUGAUUAAUACAGGCCAUGACAAUUGUGUAUCAUAUACCUUUUUCCCACUACAAAAGAAAAGUAGGCAUUGGGUGCUUUGUUAAAAUCAUUCUGUAUAUUUUUCUUUGUAAAUAAAUAUUGAAAGUUUGAAAAUUAGUGAUUUUUUAUACCAUUAAUAUAUGUACAAUAUAAAUUUAUAUUAACUAAUUUCAGUGAAAUGUUGACUUGUUGAAAAUAUAUAUAUCUUCAGUCCUG